Brassica oleracea var. oleracea is the source of this 1289-nucleotide messenger RNA. RefSeq names its product transcription factor bHLH47-like. The record is from RefSeq and is a predicted model, not a curated record. Gene Ontology annotation, molecular function: protein dimerization activity. NCBI's taxonomy places the organism in Eukaryota, Viridiplantae, Streptophyta, Magnoliopsida, Brassicales, Brassicaceae.
AUGGACAAGUGGCUCUGUUACAACAGAAUCCUAAAGAAGGAAAGAUUAGCUUUUGCAAUUCCUCGACUCACAAGAAGAGCUUAUAAGUGGUGGUUGCAAGAAGAAGAUGAUCGCAAAUUCUACAAAGAACCAGCUAUCAUCACUUUGGAAAAUCUGAAGUUGCUACUAAGGAGUAAGUAUGCAUCCAAAGGCCACACUUCUCUGAAAUCUCCAAUGAAGGCCACAUCUAGUGAGACAGUAACCUGUUACGGAAAAGAGAAAACAGUCUCUAAGCCAUCUAUGGAUGAUCAACGAUUCUGUUUCAGUAAAGAAGAAAAGGAGGAGUUGUUACAAAGGUUGACUUUGACUCUCAGAAUCUCCUUCUUUCCUAAAAUCAAGAAGACGGGAUCGAAAACUCCUUCCACAUCCGAUGAUGAUCCACAUGCUUCUGUUGAUCAAAGGUCUAGAAAAGGCAAAGUACCCAAAAGGAUAAACAAGGCUGUUAGGGAGAGGCUUAAACGCGAGCACUUGAAUGAGCUUUUCAUUGAGUUAGCCGAUACACUUGAAAUGAAUCAGCAGAACAGUGGGAAAGCCUCCAUACUGUGUGAAGCUACUAAGUUUUUGAAGGACGUGUUUGGUCAAAUUGAGUCCCUUAGAAAGGAGCAAACUGCUCUCCUCUCUGAAUCUAACUACUUAACCACAGAGAAGAAUGAACUCAAGGAAGAAACAUCAGUACUUGAGACCGAGAUCUCAAGACUACAUUCCGAGAUAGAAGCAAGAGUGAACCAGUCAAAACCUGACUUGAACACGUCCCCUGCGUGACUGCCUGAGUACCAUCAUCAACAGUAUCCCCAACUUGCAUCUCAGUGUUCAGGACUCCCUAUUUUCCAAGGAGCCGGCUUUCAACAAUCUUCUGCAACUCCUCCUGGUGCCACGGUUAUUGUCCUUCCAAUGCAUCCUGAUCUCCAGACACAAGAUACUUCAGACUUGACAGGGCACCUGCAGACACAAGCGCCAACGGUGAUGUAUAAUAGCUCAAGUGUGAGUAAGCCAUGUCCAAGGUAUGCUAGCGCGGCUGACUCAUGGCCUUCUCGGCUACUUGGAGAGCGACUGAGAGUUAGCGAAUGAGUCUUAGGCGGGAAACAGAGACAAAGGCAACUUGUGAAGAGCCCUUGGGUUUUGGUAUGUAGCACAUCCUCUAGUGUCCUUGUGGGUUUGGCUUUAGCCAUAACUUGUUUUGUGGUGGUUUGUUUAUAGGAUCAAAAAAAUUGUGGUCCUUUGAGAAAAAUAACGAAAAUAAUUGGCUCUAA